UUUAAAUUUGCAGAUUUUGUACAAUUUACUAUAAAUCAUGUGAAAGUAUUGGUAAUGUACUUAUACAUUUUUGAAAGAACAUUGUAUCUAAAAAGUUCGAGAAUUUGAUUGUCAUAGAAAUCAAUUUAUUGUCUCUAUGUAUGUAAAAUAUCAUAUAACUUUAUCGCUUUUCAUAUUUUUUUUUUUUUCUCAAAACCAGAAUACAUGAUCACGUAAUUCACGUCACUGUUGAUAAUGACGAACAAAGGAAAAGAAGAAAUGAUAAUCAUAAUAUUCGCAAGGGAAAAUUUUCAACGCAAAAAUUGUCAAAUAUUCAGUGACAAUACGUAUGUAAAGUAAAAAAAAUACGUAGGAUGAUUUAUACAUGCAUGUCAAUACUUCAAGGGGUCACUCUACAUACUGAUAUGAGUAAAAAACUUCAUGAACAUAUGUUCUAUAUAUCUUAUAAUUAUUUUUAAAGUUAUGGAUGAUUAAAGAAAAUGUUUAACCUACAAGAAAUUUUGGAGAACAGUCUUUCAAGAUCUUUUGCUUCGAUUAAUAAAGAAAGAUAUGCAAACCAGAAAUUCAAAAUAUUCGAAAAUUGGAUGCAAGUAUAGUACGUCAUUCAUAAUAUAAGCUUAUUUUUAUUUCAUCUCAUAUUUCAGUUUUAAGGGAUGAAAUUACAUCUUGAAAAAAUUUUCUUUUUUAUGAAAUAUCUUAAAAACGGUAAAAGAUAUAUCAUAAAAAAUUUAAACAAAAGUUGCAUCGUUUCAUUAUGUUUACUAAACUACGUAAAAAAGGUUGUUGAAAAAUCCGUGAUUUUUGAAUUACUCUUCUCCCAUACUAUCAUUCUUUAACAAAUUUUUUUUUAGUAUAAGUUUUUACGUUUUAAAAUACCUCUAAAUAUUCUCUUUUCAGAAAUAUCAAUGACUUAUGUGUUUACAUUUUUUUUUUUUUUUUUUUUUUUUUUUUUUUUUUUUUUUUUUUUUUUUUUUUUUUUAAAUAAACUAGUUAUUAAAAUUGAAGUCCAUUUCAGCAAUUUUCUUUAAUAAACUUUUUUCAGGAUGCUUCAUAUACAUCGCAUAAAAGCUAACAUUCCAUAAAUACUAUAUUUUGAUAUAGCCCAUCCACUCUUGACAUAACAAAAAUAAUUAUGAUGAAGGAAAAUGAUUUGAUAGAAUUAUCUGAAUUCAAGACAAGUAAAUGGUGGAUUUCGAAAUUAUAGAAUGUGAUCUAUGUUUCAAAAUAUUGAUAGCUUGCAAUAUAUAUUCUCUUAUAUUUAUUAAUAUUCCUUAAAAAAAAGAAAAAAGACGAUACAAGAUUAUAAAGUACAAGAUGAGAAUAAAAUAUAUGUAGUUAUAUUAUAAAAUAUCAUAGGAAUUCACUCUAAUUUCUCAUAUAAAUAUACAGUUUUUCCAUAAUACAAUAUUCUUAUUUUAUUAAAAUUAUAGGCAAAUUUAUAGAUCUUCUGACACAAUAUUUUUAAAAUACUUUGAAAAAAUAAAUAACGAUAUUAUUGAUAUACUAAUACUGCAUUAUCAAUAAAAAUACAUAAAUUAUAUUUCAAUAUAAAAAGAUUUUAAAAAAUUUUCCAUUAACCAUUUUACAACUUCAACUUUUCUUACAAUAUUGAAAGAGUUUUUGUACUAAAAACAAACUGAUUAGAUAUAUAUAUAUAUAUAUAUAGUAUAUAUAUAGUAUAUAUAUAUAAUACUAUAUAUAUAUAUAUAGUAUUUAUUUGUAUCAUAUUAAUAAUAAAGUGAUCUUUUUUUGGUAUCUUGCUUAUCAAAAUAUAUGCAAUAUUUAUCUGUCAUAUGAAAUAUUUUUUCUUUCGACAGAUUAUUUUUAGAAGUAGGGUUUAUGACCACUUUGCUAUUGUUUCAUUUGUAUUUAUCAUUAUUAUUACUUUUAUCAUAAUAAUAUAAAUAUUAAUCAGUAAUAAAUAUAUGCAAAUGUCUAGAUAGUACACAUGACUUUUAUGAAUGUUCAAUGAACAUUCUUUUACAAUAUUAAGAACAUUUGUAAUACAUAAGAAUAUUCAUAGAAUAUUGUGUGCCAUCUGGGUGUAUCCCAAAAUUAUUAGAAUAAAUGAACGAAUUAUGAUAUUAAUGUAAAGAGAUAAAAACUUCAUAGAAAAAUUAUUAAACUAAAACGUUUUUCGUAGCAGAUGAGAAGUAUAUAAAUAUAUUUAAAAGAAAUUAAUAUAUUUAAAUAUAUGUAAGGAAACUAUAUUUAAAAUUUACUAGUUUGUUCAAUUUUUCUAUCUUCCAUAUACUAAGGUUUAUAGACAAUACUUUUUUUUAUCAUCUAUAUAUAAUGCAUAUACGUUGCAAUAAUUAAAAUUAGUAGCAUUUAUAUAAAUAGUAAAGAACUUAUCUGUCUAUUAAUACAUUAUUCUAAUAACUUUCGUUAAUAAUUCUAAAUUUUUGAACGGUUCUAUUAAUCUGCUCCCUGCUGUGUUGAAUGCAGCUAAAAUACGUACGAGAUUUUGUAAUUACAAUUUACGUUUUUUUUUUUCAAAAUAAUAGUUCAAUAAUAUCUUUAUAAAAAUCAAAAAUUUAAACAUAACAAUGAGUGAAAAGAAUAUGGAAAUAUCUAUAAACGAUGUUGGUGUGUCAAAUGAAUUUUCAAUAAAAAUACGAAUUGAUUCAUUGAUCAAAGAGUUUUUCGAUGAAAAUAUUAUUGACAAGAAAUCUCGAGAACAAUUAUAUUCUUGGAGAUCUCAAGAUACUAAACUAUCUGUUAAUAAUUGGUCAAAAAAUGCAAUCUAUAAUGAUUUGCAAAAAAAAAUAAAAUUUUUGAAACAAUCUAUCUUACAAUAUAUUAAAACUGAUCAAAUUUACAAACAAAAAUUAAAAAAUAUAGAACUAUUAAGAACGCAGAAAGAACAAAAGGAUUGGGACGAUAUUACAUGUAUAAUUGCAUUAUAUGAUAAAAACUUUUCCUUUGGACAAUUGGAAUACUCCACUCAGAAUCUAACGAAAGAUAUCAAGGAUUGUUGCCAAAAGUAUACAACAUUAUCUAAGGAAGUUAGAAAUAUGAAAGAUGAAUUGAAUGAAUUUACAAUGCAGUACAAUAUGGAUUGGAUAAAUUCUAAUUCUAAUUUCAUGAAUUUAUCUAAUGUAAUUAAUAAUAUAAAAAAUAGAAAUAUUGCUUCACUAAGUGCUAUUAGGUCAGCAGAGGAUACAUUACAAGAAUUACGAAAUAAAUUAAAACAAACUGAGAUAGUUUUGCAAGAUCGCAAAAAGAUAAAAGAGAAUGAAUUUUUCCGAAAUAUUUCUUAGGAAAGGUGGGAUAUAUAUAUUUACACGAACUUACCUUCUGUCGGUAAAUAGAAAACCUAUUAAUAAUUUUUGAUGAUGCUAACAAUUAUCCAUAUAUUAUUUUAAUGUUAUCUGCCGACAAUAAUUUAUUACAAAAAAUAUAAUUUAUUAUAAGAAUUAA
This is a messenger RNA of Vespa crabro (European hornet), 3423 nucleotides long. RefSeq lists its product as uncharacterized. The transcript is spliced from 6 exons. Lineage: Eukaryota; Metazoa; Arthropoda; Insecta; Hymenoptera; Vespidae. The record is from RefSeq and is a predicted model, not a curated record. Bases 2550 to 3263 code for a protein of 237 amino acids.